Messenger RNA from Sardina pilchardus (European sardine), 1275 nucleotides. RefSeq names its product receptor-type tyrosine-protein phosphatase eta-like. The record is from RefSeq and is a predicted model, not a curated record. Gene Ontology annotation, biological process: peptidyl-tyrosine dephosphorylation involved in inactivation of protein kinase activity. The transcript has 12 exons. Gene Ontology annotation, molecular function: protein tyrosine phosphatase activity. Gene Ontology annotation, cellular component: signaling receptor complex. Bases 1 to 1275 code for a protein of 424 amino acids. Lineage: Eukaryota; Metazoa; Chordata; Actinopteri; Clupeiformes; Clupeidae.
AUGGGAGAAACCAAUCGGUGUGUGGAGUGGAGUGGAGGUGAAUCGGUGGUCUGGUUUCCAGUGCUGGUCAUCAUUCUGCUGGGCCUCCUGGCAGCAAUGGGAGUGUUUGUGCUGCGAAGAAAGCCCACGUUGCUCAGAGCCAUUUCAGUGAAGAAAUUCCCGGAUCAUUUCUCCCGCUUGAGCCGUGAUGAGAAUCGAGAGUUCUUAGUAGAAUAUUUGCAAUUUAGCACUGUAGGAGCAGACCUAACUCAACAUGAAGCAACUCUUCCAGACAACAAGAGCAAAAACAGAUUCACUGAUAUACUGCCAUAUGACUGUUCUCGUGUGAAGCUCAGUAGACGUGGCCAGAACUCAGACUACAUCAACGCCAACUUCAUACCCGGCUAUGGGGGUAAGAAGAUGGAAUACAUUGCGGCUCAAGGUCCACUCAGCUCCACCGUCAGUGACUUCUGGAGAAUGAUCUGGGAGCAAAAGUCUGAGCGGAUUGUCAUGGUAACCAACUGUGUAGAGAGUGGAAAGGCUAAGUGCGACCAGUAUUGGCCUUCUUCUCAAUGUUACUAUGGCGACCUUCUCAUUACCAUGACAUCAGAGCGUAAAGACACCAACUGGACCAUCCGGGAAUUGAUUGUAAAAAAGGAGGCCAAAUCCGAGGAAAGGCGGGUUAAACAUUUCCACUUCACCGCCUGGCCGGACCAUGGUGUUCCUAACGGAACCGAGGAACUGAUCCAGUUCCGUGGACUCAUUCGGCAACACAUUGACAGUUCUCCAUCCUCAGGGCACACAGUUGUGCACUCCAGUGCUGGAGUUGGCAGAACAGGCACUCUGAUAGCCCUGGAUGUGCUGCUACAGCAGAUGGAGAGAGAGCAAGCCGUGGACAUUGCAGGGUUUGUCCAUCGCAUGAGACGCCAUCGACCCCGCAUGGUGCAAACAGAGUCCCAAUACAUAUUUCUGCACCAAUGCAUCAAGGACUUUUUGACACAAAAGAAACCAGAGGAGCCGUUAUAUGUUAACACAUGGGAGGAACCAUUUGGUCUCUGGACUGAAGCAGAGGUGAAUGUGACAGGUAUAGGGUCUCAGUUAGUAUGGAGAACAGAUGUUAAGAUAGCUGGACUUGAGCCCUCUCAGACCUACAAAGUCAGCGUCACAUCACUUUCUGGAGCUUUAAGGGGUCCAACUCAGUGGAUCAGCUGUCACACAACAAGUGCAACGGUGAUCUGGGUACCAGAGCUUGUCAUCAUGCUGCUGGGUCUCCUGACUUCAAUGGGAUCUUUUUAA